Castor canadensis (American beaver) is the source of this 906-nucleotide messenger RNA. The record is from RefSeq and is a predicted model, not a curated record. Lineage: Eukaryota; Metazoa; Chordata; Mammalia; Rodentia; Castoridae.
CCGGAAAGCGGGACGGCUGAAACGCGGCGGCGAAGCUGGAGCAGAACUUGCAAAGUUCUAGGUGGAAAAGACUGGCCAUGGACAGGAGUGGCUUCGGAGAGAUGUCAUCCCCUGUAAUCCGGGAGGCAGAAGUGACACGGACUGCGCGGAAACAGAGUGCUCAAAAAAGAGUUUUAAUUCGGGCCUCCCAAGAUGACAAUUUUGGUAAUACUACACCAAGAAACCAGAUUAUCCCUCGAACUCCCAGCUCAUUUCGACAGCCUUUUGCUUCACUGAAUCGAAGCUUACUAAGGCAUCCAGAUGUUUCCUGCAUUCUUGGAACAGGAGGGAGGUCUCCCCGGCUUACACAGUCUUCGGGGUUCUUGGGAAAUUUGUCCAUGGUAUGUAUAAAAUUAGGGCUAAAAAUUUCUCUCUUUUAAUAUUUGGUUUAAAAACCUCUUAAUGAAAAUUGAAGAUAGUCAUCAUAAAAAUAAAUUUAGGUUGUGUGGAUUGAUACAGUUGGUUAGAUAUGUGGACAACUGAAAUGUUCAAGAACCUCUAAUCACAGGUGGAAAAUGGCAACAGCAACAUUUGUGUGUGUGACAACCACACACACACACAUACACAUACACAAAUUUGGUCACAGAAGUGAUUUUGUGAGAGUAAAGAAGGGAAUUUGAGUUCAGUUUUUGUACUCAAGGGGUAAAUGGGAAAUUUUUUAAAAAGUAGACGAGAUGCUUUUUAGCAGUCACUAUGGUACAGUACUGAAAAUAGGGGAAGAAAUGCUAAAUGGCAGUGCAGAAUGAUUUCGCCUAGGUAUUGAAAAUAACCUAUACAAAAAGAGCAUUGUGUCUGAGAAGAAUGAAACAAAAGAGCUUUAUUAUAGUAGCAGAGUGUUAUGGCACAUUUAGUUCCAAAAUAAAAAUG